UAGGUCCAUUGAAAUCAAACUGGUGUCCAUGUAUUUGGAGGCAAUUUUACUACAUGGGCUUGUGUAUUAGGGUUCCCGAUUUCGUUUUUUCCCCCAUAAACUUUCAUAUCAUCAACAUUACUGUUUUCCUAUCUUAGCGGUUAACAAUGAGUAUGUCCUGUCCCAGUAAGAAUUAUGUAAUGCGAUUAAGAAAUGCUCCCUAUUAAUAUAAAUAAGACACAUCCUAAGAGAGCCGGGCGCAUGUCCGCUUCCCCGGGAGCAGUACGACCCGCCGCUGCGCCGCACCAUGUGCGCUCCUCCCCGCGCUCAAAUUGUGAGCUGCCGGCUGGAAUGUGACGGAAGAUCGGGGCGGCCGGCGACGGAAUUCGGGAGCAGAAAGAGGGUCUUUAUAAAGCCUCCAUGGGGGCAAAUGAGAGAGUCGUGUGGUGAGAGCGGUGACCGGUCUCCCGUAACAAAAGCGGAGCGCCGGUCCAGGGCGGCUCAGAGAGGAGCGGCUUUUCCUCUGAAAGGCAGUUUGGACGCUGCAGAAAGCCAGCGUAUAAACCCGGCGCCGUCUCCCUUUGUGUCGCCCACAAGCUUUACGGAACCUGCUUCCUGUGACAGGGCCACGAGUCUGGGCUACAGGGCAGCCCCCCCUCCCCCCCGAUGAGGUAACUGCAACCGCCUUGGAGCUCGUGGGCCUUGCCGUGCCAGCCGCGGCACCAUGGCCAGAAGAUCUCUGGCAGCAUCAAGGCCGUGGACGCGCGGGGCGAGCCUGCCUUGCGGCCCGCCAGGAGGGAGCUGAGCGGGCCCGACUUCUGCCGUCCGGCGCGGCUGGAUCUGCUGCUGGACAUGCCGCCGGCGCCGGCUGCGGUGCAGCUGCAGCAUGCCUGGAACCCGGACGACCGCUCCCUCAACAUCUUCGUCAAGGAGGAUGACCGGCUCACCUUCCACCGCCAUCCAGUGGCCCAGAGCACGGACUGCAUCCGGGGCCGCGUGGGCCACGUGCGUGGCCUGCAUGCCUGGCGCAUUCAGUGGCCUGCCCGGCAGCGAGGCACACAUGCCGUGGUGGGCGUGUCCACUGUGGCAGCCCCACUGCACUCGGUGGGCUACACUGCACUCGUGGGGAGUGACGCGGAGUCUUGGGGGUGGGACUUGGGUCGGAACAAGCUCUACCACGACAGCAAGAACCAUGGGCCGGCGGGCGCGGCCAGCUACCCUGCCUUCCUGCAACCGGAGGAGACCUUUGUGCUGCCUGAGUCGCUGCUGGUGGUGCUGGACAUGGACGAAGGCACGCUUAGCUUCAUGGUGGACGGCCAGUACCUGGGCGUGGCCUUCAGGGGGCUCAAGGGCAAGAAGCUGUACCCCAUCGUCAGCGCGGUGUGGGGGCACUGCGAGAUCACCAUGGGCUACAUCAACGGCCUGGACCGUAAGUGCAACCCCCCCCCCUCCCCAGCAUAGUGCCACACAAACUGUGUACGGUGCAGUUAGUAUGCAGUGGGUGGGGGUAGGGCUUCCAUCGAGUUGAGGUUGAAAAAGCGUAAAUGAGAGCAGUGUUUUUAUUUCACGAAAUCGCUGAAUCCAAGUGAAUUUCUUCCUGUGAAGGUGCUGAUUCGUUAUCCUGAGCACGGAUCGAUAUUCCCGCACUUCCAUGCAGUCGGAGGAGGGUGGGGGUGUUCUCUUUUAAGACUCCCGCAGUGGAUAUAGAAUAGGGACUGGGGUUGGGGUUGUUCACAUUGCAUAUCCCUGGGUGUCUGUCCCCCCCCCCCCAUCAUCUGUGAACCCGGCCCUUGGUUCUCUGGGGUGGGCCCAGGCCCCUCUGCAGACAGAGUUCUGGCGUUUUUAUAACUGAUAUCGUACCGUGAUGAUAAUGUCCCCCUCUGGGCCAUAAUGCUGUGAGUCACGCAUUUCUGGAGCUGUGAACCUCUUAUGUAAGGUGCUGCCCCGACCGGGUCAGUCAAGCAUGAACACAAUGUCGCCGGUGGCCUACCAGGGCUCCAGGGCCCGGGGCAGAGGUGGGUGGGCUGCAGGUAGCGGGUGGGGGUCACGGUGGACCCCCCCCCCCCAUACACACAUGCACACUGGCAUGGUGAACGUUUCCCAGUAACUUUAGGACAAGCCCCUGUCAUUCUCAGCUCCCAGAUGAUCCAGGUUUAGGCCGAGGGGUCCGAGGCAGCUUCUGCGGAGCCUGUUAUCCACCCUGCGAUGGCUCUGUGACUCCAGUGUGAUUACCCAUCCCUGUCUGGGUCAAGAUAAUGAGUUCAGAACUGGGUUAAGCACCUGGAGAGUGUGUGUGUCUGUGAGCAGUUGAGUGCAGGAACUCGGUCGUCGGAGGCAGGAGGAGAACGUGGAUUGUGAUUCUGGGUAGUUGACGUCCUAUCAAGCUUGUAAUAUGACUGAACUUCUGUCUAAGCCAGGGAGCCCUAAACGAAGGCAGAGAGGAGGUGUAAAUCCCCCGCACUGAUUGCCCUCCCCCCCCAGCUCGCGCACACAAACAAACAAAGGAACGUUCGCUCCGCUUUUGUGAUGCUGGACUCUGACUCCGCCCCCUGCUGCCAAAGCCUGUGGUGUCUCUCAUCUGGGAAAUGGCAGCGGUGUGCCAGAUGUCUGUCCCUGUAUAAACAGCUGUGCGGGUCAGUGGAUUUACGUGAGUCUGGAGCGCUGGUCUCUGCCGCUGGUGCUUAUUAUGGGCUGUGAUUAUGAGAGUUCCUGGCCCUGUUGCUGGGUCUUUGGUUUGCGACCCUCUGGGUUUGUGUUUUUGAUGCUGAAUCCGGUGGAUUUUGAAAUGCUCCGCUUUUUUGACAAAUUCGAUCUCUGCACUUACGGACAUUAAACGUUUUAUUGCCCAGGAAGUGGACUGGCUUUCAGGUUGACAGGCCGUUGCGUGGUUCCUGGGAUGUUCCCUCCCACGGCCUGGCCGCUCUCCUGUCCCCACCCGCCGGCAGCGUUGGAGCGUUCCAUUGCUUUACUCCCUCCGCCGCCAUGUUUGCUGUAGGUUCCUCUCAGUUGUAUAACCAUGUUCCCUUAGUAGGGCUCGGAAUUCCUAAAUGGUCAGAUGCCAGGCUCUUUAUGAUUCCGGAUCUCUGUUUGUUUUUUCUGUCGGGGGGCUUCCUGAAGCGGGCCACUUCUGUCUUUAAAUGACCCCCCCCAACUCAAACCCCCUUGUUGCUGUCUAAAGGAGGUUUUGUAUUCAGAGGUGAUAUUUGGCCUGAGAGGUAUUGACAGGCCGGGCAUAUGGAGGUAUUUCCCCCCCACCUCUUUAAGCCCCCACCCCCCCCACGUUUCCCGUGUUGUAUCCGUUUCAUGUGGUCUUCAUUACUACACCUCUCCCACACAAACUCGCCAACUGGCUGAAUAUAAACCAUCUUCACUUAAGUUCCGCUCACAUAAUCCUAUUUACCUCUUUUAAAGCUGGGUGUGGGAGAUGCAGUCAGGAGGACGGAAUUCCGAAAGGAUGGCUUUGGAGCGCCACGGGAAUGGCUGCUUCAUGGAGCGGAA
Molecule: messenger RNA, 3477 nt
Organism: Brienomyrus brachyistius
Lineage: Eukaryota; Metazoa; Chordata; Actinopteri; Osteoglossiformes; Mormyridae
Product: SPRY domain-containing SOCS box protein 4-like
Biological process (GO): proteasome-mediated ubiquitin-dependent protein catabolic process
Cellular component (GO): SCF ubiquitin ligase complex
Molecular function (GO): protein binding
Source: RefSeq, a predicted model, not a curated record